This is a messenger RNA of Osmia bicornis bicornis, 2864 nucleotides long. RefSeq lists its product as uncharacterized. Bases 1683 to 2756 code for a protein of 357 amino acids. NCBI's taxonomy places the organism in Eukaryota, Metazoa, Arthropoda, Insecta, Hymenoptera, Megachilidae. The transcript is spliced from 4 exons. The record is from RefSeq and is a predicted model, not a curated record.
GUGUGAUCGUCGCUUCCAACUUGUCGGUCAGAGGUUCUAAUACUUCAUCAGCCACCUCGUCCACGAAGAUAAUUUCAUCGUUCUUAUCUUUUGGAAGAUUCAGCAUGGUUUCUUGCGGUAGAUGUUGUUGAACAAAACAGUUUUCUUCUGUUUGGCAUGAUCCGUGAUUCCCUUGCGAUGCGACGAAGAGAAAUAAAUAAAAAGGUCAGACAUGAUUGCAAGAAUCAAAGUUUGCGAUUUGGAUUAUCUACCCUUCUUGAAUGCUAACGCGAUACACGCGUUGUUUGCAGCACGUAUACUUCGCCUUUCUUUUAAACAACGAGCUUACGUACUCGCUUUGAACUGUCGGCGAGUUUAACCGAAACCGAUCUGCUUGCCAGCAUGCAGAUCGAUAGAAUGCGAACUUCCAUUCAUUAAAUCGGAACUAGCUGAUGUCAUGAUGUCAUGAAAAUGUCACGAAGCGUCUGGCAACACUCUGUUCUUUUAUGUGGUUUCAGCUAUGCUUAUACUGUUUUGCAGCCAUUCAAAAAUAUUUCAUGCAGAAAAGCAUUCAGAUAGUAGACAUUAAUAGUUUAGAAUGGAAAUAUAAAUUUCACUUCAGAUUCUUCUUUGUUCUAUAAAACGUUUAUCACGCACGAUUCAUUGUUUCUUUGUUGUACAACGUACAGGUGAUUUAGAAUCAAAGAGAAAACAAUGCGUUUCAAACGAGGGAGCGGAGUCCCGCUCCAGGAAAAUAUUCUUCGUGAGAAAUCGAGACCGGACCGAGAGCGAACCGAACAAGUGGCUCAAGUGGCUAUUCUUCGAGAGCAAUCGGGACCGGACUGGGAUCGAAGGAAAAUCGGAGUGAGACUGAAGUGUGACUGGACCGGAGCUCUCAUAAGAUUUACAUUGGAGUAUAUUUUACCGGACCGAGAUCGGACCGAGACCGAACCGAUAGUGUAUAUUCAGCCUUAGAGUCCGCGAGUUGCGUGCUACUGCCAUGUGCUUGUACCCAGAGCAAGUUUCAAGACGUGCUUUCUGUCAAGGCUUUAAAACCAGUAGAAGGGAGAACGGCAAUUAUAUAUUGUUUGUUGAAGCUCGUGGACGAAUUCCAAGAUUAAGUCUUUGUAUCAGCGCGUUUCCCCUAAAGAAUACUGUGUUUAUUGUACUCGGAAGGAAACGGGAACGGAUCAAAUUUGUAAUCCUGGGUAGAGCGUUAUUAAAGAGAUUCAUUGUCAGUGUAUUUUCCCAUCGACGCAACGGUGAUUCCCCAUUCAAGACACGCUUAGCAAUUCCGCUAUAGGUACACAAAUGUAUUCAUCAUUGUAUUGUGUAACGAUACGGAGAAUCGCUGGCUGCAGCAGAAACUUUCCUCCUUCGCAGAUUCCUUGAAACUUGUUCGUUUCAUUUAGUACCCUCUAAUAAUAAAACUACCGAAAAAGGAUUAUGAAUUGAUCUAAGUUUUACAAGAGAUAGAAUAUUGAAUGCCCAUCAUUAUCCAAUACAAAAGCUGAAAUUAUUUGGGACAAUUCUAUCUUUGUAUAGCUAUGUAGAAACACAUUAUCGAACUGUUCCGUUGUCAAGCAAACAACGACUUUGAUUUAGGAACCAAGGCAUUCUUAUAGUGGCGUUCAGGCAAAUCCACUUUCUAAACUCUUGAACUUUCAUCCAUAUCAUCAAACUGAACAUGAAGAGAGGUGGAAAUGAAGAUUCAGAAGUGUUGCUCUCACUGCCCAGGAAAGCUGGUCGCCUUGAGAAGCAACGAGUUUCACGAAUGUUGUCAACCAAAUUAUGUUUCCGGAAAUUUAAAAGUGUCCUCUCUGAGAAAACGUGUACCAGAAUCUUUUAGUAGAAGAGAAAUGGAGAAAAAUCUUCCGUUACCCGAGCAGCAUCGAUCUUCUUACGAUCAAUUCGCUCUGGCGAAGAGACUUCACGCGGAGAAUCUCCAGCAUCAGCCUCUCCCUGACAAAGUGCACGAUUCUGUAUUCAAGAACCCCUGCCCAAGACCCUGUCGUCGACUUCCUUCGGGAAGGCUCUGUGAAUGCUGUGAACAGGUAUCUAAAAACGAUCGUAAGAACUUGAACAAACGUUAUGGACCAAUUUUAGGGUGCAAGGAGCCCAAGACGAAAAUGGAUCUGGCUAUCUGUUGGGAGACACCGGUAGAUCCUGUCUACGAACCACCUAGACCCAGUCACAUCGACGGUUCGGAAGGAGGUUUGGCGCCAGCUAUCUUCACACUCGUAGAACACGCGUCUAAAAGCUCCACAAAUUCGCUUCGCGUUGAGACCGUAAAGAAUCAGGCUAGUCCUGGCCGUUGCAAAACAGGGAGCGACCAAACGGAACGUCCUAGAAACAAACACAAGGGAGAAGAUCAGAAGAGGGAAAAAUGUUGUUGCGAGUGUUUAUGCAGAGAUUUGAACGGAGUGAACAUUUCCAAGAAGGAUGAGACGCAAUCGAGGAGAUCCUUUAGAAAGUGUACAGCUUGCGGGUCGAAAAAUGUCAAGGAUGAUCCUCGAUUGACUAAAUCGGCUGUGGGUUUGGCAUUGGGACUGGAGAAAGGUGGAAAUGGUCAGAAAAGGAACGAUGGUAAAAUGAUGGUGCCGAGACCGAGAACUCCUUUCGCUAGGAGAUCUUUUUGUAUAGAUACCUUGACGCCUCCGUUCAGCGUGGUGAAUGGAAGCAGAGAUGCUGAUUACCCAGAGCACUGGAGACUUAUGUCGGUUUAUCAGCAGUCUUAUAAGAACCCGUAUAAAAGGAGAAGCUUGUAUCAUUGUUAGAUUAUAAUACAUAGUAGAAUGGUAACUUUGUUUAUAUAGAAUAACUUUAUUUAAUUAGCUAGAAUAACGCGAGAACAAAAUAAAGUUUACUCAACAAAACUAAACUUU